AUGAUGGAGGGACAUUUACCAGUAAUGCAAAGCACGCUGGAGCCAGUCAGUCUCUCAGAUGAUGCCUCUUCAGGGUCCCCACAUAAUGAGAAGUCUGAUGAAAGAUCUGGAAUGAAGGAAUGCUCAAGCAUCAGUUACACUGAAGCUGAUGCUGGUGUAUCUGAAAGGGAAUCCAGGUUGUUGCCUUUCGACCAGGAUUCAGCAGCUAUUGGCAUGAGCAGCAAUGGGGCCCUGGCAGAAAGACUGGAGCAGCAGUGCGGAGGGGCAGAUUGCUGUGCGAAUCCCUGCUCUGAUAGAAAGGUGGAAAGCUCCACAGAACCAGAACAUUUAUCUAGUGAAGAAUUUGAACGGCAAGAUCCCAAAACUAACCAGACGGAACAGUCGCUGAUGGAGAUAUUAGAGGAGCUGAGGGAGGAGUCUGACUUUGUGAAAAACUCAAGCGAUAAAAUCUAUUCCGAAAGUCCCUAUGACACAGACUGCACAAAGAAGCUUAUUUCCACAAUCCAUCAGACUUCCUCACAGGAGGAUUUGCUAAAGGAAAUAGAGUCUGAACUCUUAUCUACGGAUCUUCCAAAGGAAAUAAAAUCCCCCAAUGGUGUGCGGAAGGGUGAACAUGCCUUGGCUGUGUUUGAAAAGUGUGUGCAAGAGAAAUACCUGGAGCAAGAACAGACCAUAAAAAAAUUAAUUAAAGAAAAUAAAAAACAUCAGGAACUGAUUUUGGAAAUCUGCUCGGAAAAGGACAACUUAAAAGAUGAAUUGAAAAAACAAACCGAAACAGAAAAGCAGCACCUCAACAUUAUUAAACAGCUGGAAGCGAGAAUGGAAGAGCUUAAUAAAGAACUGAAAGCUAGUAAAGACAAACUUGUAACUCAAGAUGCAGCAGCCAAAAAUGCUAUUCAGCAGUUGCAUAAAGAGAUGGCCUUUCGAAUGGAACAGGCAAACAAGAAGUGUGAAGAAGCACGCCAUGAGAAAGAAACAAUGGUGAUGAAAUACGUCCGAGGGGAGAAGGAGUCGCUUGACCUCCGAAAGGAAAAGGAGACACUUGAGAGAAGAGUGAGAGAUGCAAACAAAGAAAUAGAAAAGCAUACUAAUAAAAUCAAACAACUUUCUCAGGAAAAAGGAAGAUUGCACCAGCUCUAUGAAGCGAAGGAUGGUGAAGCCACUCGACUCAGCAGAGAAAUAGAAAAAUUGAAAGAAGAAAUCAAUUCUCAUGUUAUCAAAGUAAAAUGGGCUCAGAACAAAUUGAAAACAGAAAUGGAUUCACACAAGGAAACCAAAGAACGCCUCAAAGAUGCAAUGACAAAAUUAACUGAAGCAAAAGAAGAAGCAGACCAGAUAAGAAAAAAUUGUCAAGAAAUGAUAAAGACCUAUCAG
Molecule: messenger RNA, 1374 nt
Organism: Nestor notabilis (Kea)
Lineage: Eukaryota; Metazoa; Chordata; Aves; Psittaciformes; Psittacidae
Product: coiled-coil domain-containing protein 186-like
Exons: 6
Biological process (GO): vesicle cytoskeletal trafficking
Cellular component (GO): trans-Golgi network
Molecular function (GO): small GTPase binding
Source: RefSeq, a predicted model, not a curated record